Messenger RNA from Ustilaginoidea virens, 1311 nucleotides. RefSeq lists its product as uncharacterized. Gene Ontology annotation, biological process: peptidyl-serine dephosphorylation; double-strand break repair via homologous recombination. NCBI's taxonomy places the organism in Eukaryota, Fungi, Ascomycota, Sordariomycetes, Hypocreales, Clavicipitaceae. The coding region runs from base 1 to 1311 and encodes 436 amino acids. Gene Ontology annotation, molecular function: protein serine/threonine phosphatase activity. The transcript has 4 exons. Gene Ontology annotation, cellular component: nucleus; cytoplasm. The record is from RefSeq and is a predicted model, not a curated record.
AUGAGCGAUCUCGACAAAGCCAUCGCGCAGCUGCGCGCGUGCCGGCCCAUACCGGAGCCACAGGUCCGCGAAUUAUGCCACCGCGCGCGGGAGCUCCUGAUUGAAGAGGGCAACGUCGUCACCGUCACGGCGCCAGUCACGAUUUGCGGCGACAUCCACGGCCAGUUCCACGACUUGAUGGAACUAUUCAGGGUUGGCGGAGACGUCCCCGACACCAACUAUCUUUUCAUGGGCGAUUUUGUCGAUCGCGGAUUUUACUCUUUAGAAUCGUUUCUCCUCCUUUUGUGCUUAAAAGUUCGAUACCCCGACCGCAUGACCCUCAUUCGCGGCAACCAUGAAUCCCGGCAAAUUACCACGGUGUACGGCUUCUACGAUGAAUGCCUCCGAAAGUACGGCAGCGCCAACGUAUGGCGCUACUGCUGCGACGUGUUUGACUACCUAGCCCUUGGGGCCAUUGUGCUGGGCGCAUCCAACACACUCUCGCCCGUACCCGGGUCCGGGCCCGCGGAUGAAGAUACAGAAAUCGAGCUGCGUGACCAGCACGGCUCCUUGAUGAGCCGGUUCUCCCGGCAGCGACGGCAGCAGCAGCAACCGUCGUCGUCGCAAGCGAGCAGCUCUCAGGAACAGGUCCCCAACGGCGGCGGCGGCGGCAGCAGCGGCACCGGCGACAAGACGGGCCCCCCCGGCACGGGUGCUUCGGGCUCCAGCAACGGCAGCAUAGGCAACCCCGCCGGCGCGGUGCUCUGCGUCCACGGCGGCCUCAGCCCCCUGAUCGACACGGUCGAUAAGAUCCGCCUGAUUGAUCGGAAGCAAGAGGUCCCCCACGAAGGCGCCAUGUGCGACCUGCUCUGGUCCGACCCCGAAGACAUUGACGGCUGGGGCCUGUCGCCCCGCGGCGCCGGCUUCCUGUUUGGCGCCGACAUCGUCAAGGUGUUCAACCACCGCAACGACCUCAGCCUGAUUGCCCGCGCGCACCAGCUGGUCAUGGAAGGCUUCAAGGAGAUGUUCGACGCGUCCAUUGUGACGGUGUGGUCCGCGCCCAACUACUGCUACCGGUGCGGCAACGUCGCCGCCGUGCUGGAGCUGUGCGAGGACGAGUCGGGCACGGGGCUGUUUGCCCGCAGCAACGGCGACGUGAACCGGAGCGACGGCGGGCGCGGCGGCGGCCUCAUGCUGGAAUCGGACGGCGGCGGCGGCGGCGUCGGCAUGGCCAAGAGCGGUCCCGCGAGACGGUACCGCGUCUUCCAGGCGGCGCCGCAGGACUCGCGGGGGAUGCCGGCCAAGAAGCCGGUCGCCGACUACUUUUUGUAG